AGGCGUGGAACAUCCGCUGCAGGACUAGAAUCGAGGAGAAUGGCUCGCUACUUCGGAGGAAUACAGGGGUAAGAUGGAGAAAACACCUUCCUGGUGCGUGCCUCACUUGCUCUGGUCAGAGCAGCGGUGGGUCUCACUCGGACUGCGUCAUCCUGAACGAGAGAGGAGAGCAGGUUGGCUCCUCCUCCGGACCGGGCACUAACCCAUGGGGCAUCGGUCUUCGACCGCGCCGUGGAAGAGCUGGCGACCAUGGUUAAGAAGGCCAAAACAGACGCUGGAAUCCCUCAGGACAAGCCACUGGACUCGCUAGGAAUGGCUCUGAGUGGAGGAGAGCAGGCAGAGGCCCAGCGGAGGAUCGCGGAGGGGAUGACUAGCAAACACCCCAACACAGCCAGUGUGCACCACGUCUGUACCGACACCUUUGGCUCCAUAGCCACUGCCUUUCCCAAAGGAGGAAUGGUCCUCAUCUCAGGGACGGGCUCAAACUGUCAGCUACUCAACCCAUCAGGCUCCGCCCCUCGCUGUGGGGGGUGGGGUCACAUGCUGGGCGAUGGCGGCUCUGGUUACUGGCUCAGCCACAGGACCAUUCGAACGGUGUAUGAUGCAGAAGAUGGGCUGGUGACGCCUGCCCAUGACUACGCUGCCGUCAAGAAUCUUGUCUUUGAACACUUCAAGCUGGAGAAGAGGUAUGACAUUCUCGACCAUCUCUAUGAGAAGUUUGAAAAGUCACACAUUGCCACUCUCUGCAAACCCCUCGCUGAAUGUGAGCCAAACCAAAUGGUAGUGUGUGUGGAGCAUUAUAAGAGAAACAUUCAAUUAAGAUCCAUUCUUAAUGCAGAGAUAUGUAGAAUGUACUGGGCAAGCAGUCUGUCUCCUUCUCACCUCUUUUUCCACUGGUGUUCCCAUUUCCAGUGGCAAGGAAGGGUGACAAGCUGGCAAGGCAGGUGUUCUGGGAUGCAGGAGAGAUCCUGGGAGCCCAUGUGAAGGCCCUGGUCCCACAGGCAGAGGAGCCGUUUUCUAAGACACCUGGAGGACUUCGCAUCGUGGCCGUUGGUUCAGUUCUCACCCACUGCUGGGACCUCCUCAGAGAAGGGUUCCUGUCGGUAGUGGGGGAGGUGGUGAGUGAUCUGUCAGUGGUGAAACUGUGUGUAUCUAGUGCAGUGGGCGGAGCCAUCCUCGGGGCUCAGAAACUCAACUUCACUCUGCCUGUGAACUACAGUGCCAACACAAACCUAUUGGAACAUUUCAAGAAAUGAUUUCUGUUGGUUCUUUGUAUGAUAUUGUAAUGAAAUUUUUUCAGUA
Messenger RNA from Geodia barretti, 1302 nucleotides. NCBI's taxonomy places the organism in Eukaryota, Metazoa, Porifera, Demospongiae, Tetractinellida, Geodiidae. The record is from the annotation of a GenBank genome assembly.